CUUACUGGACAGCGUGAAUUAAAAACACACUGACACAGAUAAAAAAAACUGAAAACCAUGAAGGUUCCUUUGGUUCUUGCACUUGCUGUAUUUACAGGUUGCCAUGCUAACCUCUUCUAUGCUGAUGAGCCCAAGCCACAGCUGGAGCAGUUGACUGAUGCAUUUUGGAGCUAUGUUGCCAAGGCAACACACACCGCAGACGAAACCAUCCAGAUGAUCAGGACCUCCCAACUGGGUCAGGAAGUCAAUGCUAGACUAACACAGAGUGCUGACACGGCCAGCGAAUAUGCCAUCACACUCAAAAACCAGAUGAAUCCUCUGGCUGAAGAGUUAAUGACCAAAAUCACUAAGGAGACUGAAGUGUUGAGGGAGCGUUUGGGUCAGGAUCUGACCACAGUGAGAGACCAACUGGAGCCCUAUGCUGAUAAUCUCAAGAGCCAAAUUCAGCAGAGAGUGGAGGAUCUCAGAGCAGCCAUGGCUCCAUAUGCAGAGUCCCUGGAUUCUGAGACCCUGAAGGCCACUCUGCUCCAGAGAAGUGAGGAGCUGAGAGGGAGCCUGGAGCAGAGCGUGAAGGAGCUGCAGGCUCAACUGGAGCCCUACACUGCUGAAAUCAAAGAGAAGGUGGACCAGCGCCUGCAGGAGUUCCAGAAGACUGUGACCCCCCUGACUGAGGAUCUCCAGGCCAAGAUUGCUGAGAGAGCCCAGUUUGUCCAGCAGAGUCUCACACCCUAUGCUGAAGAUCUGAAGGAAAAGCUGGACCCCUACGCCCAGAACCUGAAGACCCAGCUCACCUCCCUCUAUGAGUCUUUCAUCAAGAGAAAUUAAAUUUAGCUAAAAUAGCACAGCUUUGUCACUUUAAAACCUUUCACCAGUUGCUGCUAAUGUAAUUGGAAAUUAGAUUUAUUUAAAUGUGGAUGGAUAUAUUUUCAAUGUAUGUAGUUAACAUUAAUAACUGCAGCUGAUCUUUGAAUUACCUAAAGUAUUUAUUAACACCAACGAAAUAAAACACGAAAGUCCAUGAAUGUGUCUCUAGAUUGACACUACAAGUUUGACAUAAUGUUUGAGAUCUUUUAAAUUAAACCAAAGAGAGGUAUUGUCAAAAUAAACAAGUAUUACAAAGGGGGCAAUUUGCUGGUUACAGAUUUUAACUUUGAAUUUGUUGUAAGUUCUACCUAUUUGGGCAUCGUUGUCUGUGUCAGUGACUUAGUUUUGUUUACUGUGAUGUUCUAAUUUUCAAAUAUAUGAGGAAGGUUAAAUUAUGUGAAACAUUGUCACUUAAUAAACAAAAAGCA
This is a messenger RNA of Xyrauchen texanus (razorback sucker), 1292 nucleotides long. Its product is annotated as apolipoprotein A-I-like. NCBI's taxonomy places the organism in Eukaryota, Metazoa, Chordata, Actinopteri, Cypriniformes, Catostomidae. Gene Ontology annotation, molecular function: cholesterol binding; phospholipid binding; phosphatidylcholine-sterol O-acyltransferase activator activity. The transcript has 4 exons. The record is from RefSeq and is a predicted model, not a curated record. Gene Ontology annotation, biological process: cholesterol homeostasis; cholesterol efflux; reverse cholesterol transport. The coding region runs from base 58 to 825 and encodes 255 amino acids. Gene Ontology annotation, cellular component: blood microparticle; extracellular region; chylomicron.